CAAUACAUUAUUGUGUGCUCUUUCAUGAUGAAGGCCAUGCAGGAUCAAGUAGUCCAAGAAGAACCAGGAUACCAGGAUGAUGAGGAGUCCUUUUUUCAGGAUAUUGACCUGCUGCAGAAGCAUGGAAUUAAUGUAGCAGAUAUUAAAAAGCUGAAGGCAGUUGGGAUUUGCACAAUCAAAGGAAUCCAGAUGACCACAAGAAGGGCACUGUGCAACGUGAAGGGGCUCUCAGAGGCCAAAGUGGACAAGAUUAAAGAAGCUGCAAACAAGCUUGUUGAACCAGGCUUCCUCACUGCCUUUGAGUACAGUGAAAAACGGAAGAUGGUAUUUCAUAUUUCCACUGGCAGCCAAGAAUUUGAUAAGCUUCUGGGUGGUGGAAUUGAAAGCAUGGCAAUCACUGAGGCCUUUGGAGAGUUCCGGACAGGCAAAACCCAGCUAUCUCACACUCUUUGUGUGACAGCUCAGCUCCCAGGACCAAGUGGCUACACAGGUGGAAAGACUAUCUUCAUUGAUACUGAAAACACUUUCCGACCAGACCGCCUGCGUGACAUUGCGGAUCGCUUCAAUGUGGACCACGAGGCAGUGCUUGACAACGUGCUGUAUGCACGUGCAUAUACCAGUGAGCAUCAGAUGGAAUUGCUUGACUAUGUAGCAGCCAAGUUCCAUGAGGAAGCUGGUAUCUUCAAGUUAUUGAUCAUUGACUCCAUAAUGGCACUUUUCCGUGUGGAUUUCAGUGGUCGCGGAGAGUUGGCCGAACGACAACAGAAACUGGCUCAGAUGUUGUCAAGGCUCCAAAAAAUAUCAGAAGAAUAUAAUGUGGCUGUGUUUGUGACCAACCAGAUGACUGCUGACCCAGGAGCAACUAUGACCUUUCAGGCAGACCCAAAAAAGCCCAUCGGGGGCCACAUCCUUGCUCAUGCUUCAACUACCAGGAUCAGUUUGAGGAAAGGGAGAGGGGAGCUACGUAUUGCAAAGAUCUACGACAGCCCUGAGAUGCCUGAAAAUGAAGCCACAUUUGCAAUAACUGCUGGAGGGAUUGGGGAUGCCAAAGAAUAGGUAAAAAAAUGAUGUAAAUGUACAGCUAAAAACCAGCUGGGCAGUUGGGAUGAAGAUUUGUGAAAGGUUGACAACUACCUGGCUGCAUUUGUAGCUUGUGGGAGAUAUUUAAGAUAUUUUGGGAGAAAAUAGGAUGGACUUUGUACAGUUCAGUUUUACUGAACUAAAAUUUUGGUCAUUUAGGAUUUUUGUUUUUCAAUGGAACUUUUAGCACACAAAGAUUUAAGCCAUUAGAUUGUGAAUUGUUCUUAGAAUCUUUUUCCUAUCUUUUGUAAAAAUCAAACCUGUCCUUUCACAUGGGAGUGAAUAUACUCUUUCUUAAUUUAUUUCAAAGAGAGUGUCUAAGUGGUAGAAUUUAACAGUGUGAAAUGCAACAGAACUCGAAUAAACUCAGUUAUAAAAUUGACAUAUAUAGAUGGAAAAGGCAGUGGGAGGAACAACAGCUCAAGAACUUGAUGGAUUUUCAUGUACUGUAGAGGAACAAGUAGUUUUAAGAAUACGUUUUUAAACAUUUUUAUCUUGACUAGAUAAUGUUCAUGUUUUUAUUUAGCAUUUUCUACUUUUUGGACAGAAAACCUGUUCUUAUUAAAGUUAAAAAUAAAGACUGUGAAUUAGAACAUAA
Messenger RNA from Agelaius phoeniceus (red-winged blackbird), 1678 nucleotides. RefSeq names its product DNA meiotic recombinase 1 (gene DMC1). NCBI's taxonomy places the organism in Eukaryota, Metazoa, Chordata, Aves, Passeriformes, Icteridae. The record is from RefSeq and is a predicted model, not a curated record. Gene Ontology annotation, molecular function: double-stranded DNA binding; DNA strand exchange activity; ATP-dependent DNA damage sensor activity. Gene Ontology annotation, biological process: chromosome organization involved in meiotic cell cycle; DNA repair; DNA recombinase assembly. Gene Ontology annotation, cellular component: condensed nuclear chromosome; nucleus.